AUGUUUUACUCGCACUUUUCGUUGUCCAAGAAAGGGCCGCUCGCCCGUAUCUGGUUGGCGGCACAUUGGGACAAGAAAUUGACCAAGGCCCAAGUGUUUGAAACCAACAUCGAGACGUCCGUGGACGGAAUAUUGCAGCCAAAGGUGAAAAUGGCUUUACGGACGUCUGGACAUCUUUUGUUGGGUGUAGUCCGAAUUUAUUCACGUAAAGCCAAAUACCUGUUGGCUGAUUGUAAUGAAGCGUUUGUCAAGAUUAAAAUGGCUUUUCGGCCAGGCAUGGUCGACUUGCCCGAGGACAAUCAUAUAGCAGCAACUAAUGCUAUAACACUCCCAGAAGUAUUUCAUGAUUUUGAUACCGCCAUGCCAGACCUGAACGAUGUUGAUAUUGAAGCACAGUUCAGUCUUAAUCAGUCUAGAGCUGAGGAGAUAACUUUGCAUGAAGAUUACAAUAUGGUUUCUAAAAACUCUGGUUUCGAUCAAGGAUUUGGAUUCUCUGAAGUUGAGAAUUCCGAUAUACUUCGUCAUGGAAUUGAACAUUCCUUGUUGUUCAGUGAAGGUGUCGACCAUUUGAUGAACCGCGAUAAAGAACCUAUAGCUUCAACUUCUUCUGGAUCUGGAAUUUUAAGCCAAAACAGUUUAGGAAUGGAUGCUCCGAUUAGAGAUGAUGGAUUUGGAGGUAACAUCGGUCAAGUUAUCACCGAUAACUUUUUUCAAGCCGGAGGUUUAUUUGAUGAUGUACCUUCUGCUCCUAUGGAAGUUGCCGAUGGUCAAGGUCCUCCCAGUCCUCCCCCAUUUAAUACACCUAACCGAAAUGAUGAUGAUGAUGAUGAUCAUCACUUUAUGCCUCCUAGUCCUGGUAGACAAAGCUCAGAUGGUUCAAGACCAGCAUCGCCUGUUAAUUUACCAUUCCCUAAUGCUGGUGCAUUAGGUCUUAUACCAUCUCCAACUCGAGAUCAAACGUUGAUGCCCCCGCCAGAUAUUGAUAUGCAUGACAUGCACGAUAUGCAUGAUAUACAUGAUAUUCAAGCAUCUGAAGAACCUGAGCCAUUAAAUGAACAGAAUGCUUCUGUAGAUCAAACUACUUUGGUACAAAAUGAAGAAGAAAGUUUUGCUUUAGCUCCAAUUGAUGCUAGUGCUUUGAGGGGAUUACCAAAGACUAAAAGGAAGCGAAAACUUAUUGUGGACGAAGUGAAAAAUAUUUCCGGUGAAGAAAUGAAAGCUCAGUUGAGUGAUACAACAGAUAUUGUAAUUACAUUAGAUUUAGCACCACCUACUAAAAGACUAAUGCACUGGAAAGAAACAGGUGGUGUUGAAAAACUAUUUGCUCUUCCUGGAAAAAAUAUACCAGCAAUACCGUUAGCUAGAAAUUACCAAAGACAUUUAACAGCAAAAACGUUAACCAAUGAUGAAUUAGAGGGCGAAGGUGGUGUUGAAGGAGAUGAAGAAAAUGUAUUACCUGCAAUAGCUGGUCCAGUACCUGGACGUCGUGGUCGUAAAAGAAAAAUACCUAUAGAUGAAGAAAAUCUAAAACCCGCUAAAAAAGAUGUUUUGCCACCAAUACCGGAAGUAACACCCCAAGUUGAAUCAAUGGAAGUGGAAAUUCCCGCACCAUUGUCUGUGGCUCCUCCUACACCAGCUAUUCCUGAAGAAACGGAACAUAUUGAAAUAAAUCAACAACAGCCACCAGUUGAUGAACCUCAACAACCAUUUAUAACAUCACCAUUAAAUGAUAGUGGUCAAAUGUUACCCCCUGGAACACCCGCACAUAAGUCAGUUGAUCCAGUUAAUAAUGAAGAUCAGCUUAUAAAUCCAUUUGAUGAUUUACAAGCUCCGCCAUCAGUCCAUGAUACAUCUGAAGCAAAUGAUCAGCCAUUACAACCGGAAUUACAAAACAUGGGUUAUGAUAAUCACAUAAAUCAAUCCAAUGAUUUCAACCAAGUUAUUAUGGAUAAUAUGGGUUACGAUGGUCAUCACAAUGCACCUGUUACACCAGGAUUACCUUCACCAAGAGGUGGUGCAACACCUUGGCGUGACCAAGAUUAUGAUUAUCCUGCAUCUGUUGGACCUGUGGAAGAGCAACAGGCUCCACAUGAAACUAAUGAACAAUAUGAAGAACGAGUAAUGAACAAAAGGGCUAAUCAGUUGUACCAUACAAUUAAGAUGAGAUUCGCACAAAAAGACACUCUUAUUUUUGACGAUCUUACCUACAGAAACCGGAGAAAAGAGGCAGCCCAGAAGUUUUAUUCCGUUCUGGUUUUGAAAAAAUACAAAGUCUUAGAGCUAGUUCAAUCUGCCCCAUAUGAACCUAUCCAGCUAGUGAAAGGCGCAUGUUUCACCGACCCAAAGCUCUAA
Messenger RNA from Macrosiphum euphorbiae (potato aphid), 2352 nucleotides. The record is from the annotation of a GenBank genome assembly. NCBI's taxonomy places the organism in Eukaryota, Metazoa, Arthropoda, Insecta, Hemiptera, Aphididae.